CCAAUGAGACCUCGCUGUCGUGUACAACAGUUGAGAGGUUUCUACGGCGCGUCGCCAGGACCUAAAAGCCCCAGAACGCAACAAUUUACCGGAGAAUAUCUAACCGUCAGAAUGAUAAGAAGAACGCGCUCUUCCAGGGGCAUGGAGUUGAGUUGUGUCUUCAUCAUUCUCUCCAGCUGCUGCCUCCUGUGCGUCCGCUCUCACGGAGAGCCAGAUCAACAGGCACAGACUCCGGACUCUACUCACAUUCAAGGUGGUCAUGGUCAUGGUCGUCUCGAUAGAAAUAUGAUCCAAGACAAAAACCACAUUAUGGAGCACCUGGAGGGGGUGAUCGAUAAGCCAGAGACGGAGAUGUCUCCACAGGAACUGCAGCUGCACUACUUCAAGAUGCACGACUACGACGGCAACAACCUGCUGGACGGGCUAGAACUGGCCACCGCCAUCACACAUGUGCACAAAGAGGAAAGAGGUGAGAACACCCAACCAAUGAAAGAAGAGGACCUGAUAAAUCUGAUCGAUGACGUGCUGAGGGAUGAUGACAAGAACAACGACGGCUACAUAGACUAUAUCGAGUUUGCCAAGUCACUCGAAUAGAGCGGUCCCUAAGUAACAGACGACCCCAGACACCCUCUCUUCCUCUCUCGCUGUCUCUCUCUCUCUGUCAAACAACCACCCCCAGGGUACCAUGGCACCAUGGCUAUGGGAUGGGGUGGGGGGAAUACAUUACCAGAAUUGAACUUUGCAAUUCCAGUGCAGUCGAUAGUCAUAAACAUCCCCUUCUUUAUGAUCCAGUUCUGCAGACGGUCAAUAUGAAAGAUGGAGCACUUAAUUGUACCUGUAUGUUGCAAAGGCAAUACAUCUGCUGCUGCUUGUGCAUUUUCAAAGUACCAUGUGGCCUUUUAUUGAAAUCUCUUGAAUAUAUACCAAUUUAUUUUUCAUGUCACCCUGGAGGCCUGAGCGUGAUCAGAAGAAUUGUGGCUACAUGUUUAUGAAAAUGGCUUUUGAGGUUGUUUUUUUCUUCUGUUUCUGCUCCAACAUUGGCCUCCGCCGCACAACUUUACUUUCAAACAGCCCCUCCCCAUUCCCGGUACCUCUCAUACUGUUACUAUGACUACCCCGCUUCCCUCCCUGUGUGGUCACAAAACUCCCCCGAUGGAGACCUGUGUUGCCCUCUGUCGUCUACUUUGAGCCAUCAGAGCAGAGCGGAGGCUCGGGACCAAGCUUUGCUCGAGUGACGUGAAUGUAACGCAUCAUCACUGGUUCUGCUGCUUAUGUUAACUCGUACACACUGGACACGCCAGCCGCUCACCACGCCCGCUGGGCCGCCAAUCCCCUCGUUCCAGUGGCACAUUCCCAUUGUUUGAGGAAAAUUUAAGUCUUCAGUUGGUUUGGGUUUUGUUUUGCGUGUUUCAAACGCCGGUUUUCACCUCAACCACCAAAAAGAGAUUAGUGGGAUCGAUCGAUGGGAAAAAUGGUCUUGGUCCAUUCUUAUUUUUACAAAAAACAAAAGUAUAUGCUAUAAAUGUAAUAUUUUUGUCACUCAGUGUUAAUGGUCUUUUUGAAGGCAGGUUAUUUUGAAUACAGGUCUAUAAAUGUAAAUGUUUAUGUUAGCAGAGAAGCAGCAGAAUGUAUUAAAAUACAUUUGAAAUCA
Messenger RNA from Gadus chalcogrammus (walleye pollock), 1651 nucleotides. RefSeq names its product multiple coagulation factor deficiency 2, ER cargo receptor complex subunit (gene mcfd2). Lineage: Eukaryota; Metazoa; Chordata; Actinopteri; Gadiformes; Gadidae. Bases 4 to 594 code for a protein of 196 amino acids. The record is from RefSeq and is a predicted model, not a curated record. Gene Ontology annotation, molecular function: calcium ion binding. The transcript has 4 exons.